AAUUUCAAAUUCCCCGAGAAAAUCGAAAUCCGCAGAUAAACCCUAAUCCUCAGAGAAAGCCGUCAAACCCUAUAUCGAGAUGUUGGAACUUCGUCUAGUCCAAGGUUCCCUUCUCAAGAAGGUUUUGGAAGCCAUCAAGGAGCUCGUAAACGAUGCGAACUUCGAUUGUUCAGCCACAGGGUUUUCUCUCCAAGCUAUGGAUUCCAGCCACGUGGCGUUGGUGGCAUUGCUGCUCCGAUCGGAAGGGUUUGAACACUACCGUUGCGACCGCAACAUCUCCAUGGGCAUGAACCUCAACAACAUGUCGAAAAUGCUCAAAUGUGCCGGUAACGAUGACAUAAUCACCAUCAAGGCCGAUGAUGGUAGCGACACUGUUACCUUCAUGUUCGAAAGCCCUACGCAAGACAAGAUUUCAGAUUUUGAGAUGAAGCUGAUGGACAUUGAUAGUGAACACCUUGGAAUUCCCGAGGCAGAAUAUCAUGCCAUUGUUAGGAUGCCGUCUUCAGAGUUUGCCAGGAUUUGCAAAGAUCUUAGUAGUAUUGGUGACACUGUUGUAAUUUCGGUUACUAAAGAGGGUGUAAAGUUUUCCACCAAAGGAGAUAUUGGAACUGCAAAUAUAGUUUGCAGGCAGAAUACAUCUGUGGACAAGCCUGAAGAAGCCACUGUCAUAGAGAUGAAUGAGCCUGUGUCUUUGACAUUUGCGUUGCGAUACAUGAACUCUUUCACUAAGGCAACACCAUUGUCUAAUACAGUUACUAUUAGUCUCUCAAAUGAGUUGCCAGUUGUGGUUGAGUACAAGAUUGCUGAGAUGGGUUAUGUCCGGUUCUAUUUGGCACCCAAGAUAGAAGAAGAUGAAGAAGAGUCAAAACCUCAAGUUUAAUCUAUUUAUUAGAUGUUGGAUUUAGGAUUUUAAUUCGGUUGUACUUGGAUGCCUUAAUACAUCUAUUUAAGAUAUUUUAACUUGGGCAACAGAUUGGUGAUCUAUGAACUUCAUAGAGGUGUAUUGGUUUCCUACCACCUUAUUUUCCCUUGAAUAUAUUGUAGUUUAGGACAC
Abrus precatorius (Indian licorice) is the source of this 1054-nucleotide messenger RNA. Its product is annotated as proliferating cell nuclear antigen. Gene Ontology annotation, cellular component: PCNA complex. Gene Ontology annotation, molecular function: DNA binding; DNA polymerase processivity factor activity. The transcript has 4 exons. The record is from RefSeq and is a predicted model, not a curated record. Gene Ontology annotation, biological process: mismatch repair; translesion synthesis; regulation of DNA replication. Lineage: Eukaryota; Viridiplantae; Streptophyta; Magnoliopsida; Fabales; Fabaceae. Bases 80 to 880 code for a protein of 266 amino acids.